GUCGGGCAGCCGGGAUGAGAGCAGCACAAGCGCCACAGCGACGCCAGCAACGGCGGCGCUCGGACCGCGAUGACAACGCGUCUUCCUCCCGCUUCUUCGUCUUCCGUCUCCCAAAGUGACUCAGCCGUGACUGCCGAGACCGUCGCACAAGACCGACGGACGUUAUAGCGAGCGAAGUUCCGGCUGGAGAUCCAUUGGAGAUUUCGUCGGGGUUCUAAAAAACAAAGACCAAAACGAAAAAAAUAUGGAAAAAAAAAUGCAUCCCCAGCCACGCCGCGAGGCCUCCACGUCCGGGAAAGAGCGCAGCCCCCGUCACCGGCCGUGGUCGGUCUACCGGGCCAACACGUUUGAUCUUUCGACGGAGAUGAUGGGGCUGGCGCUGUCAGGCAACUGUCAGGAUCCAGAUGAGCCGGUGUUAGAGUUCAGUUUGGUCUGCAGUGAACUGGUCACACCUACUGCGGACCGAAAGCCCAGCAGCUUUGUGGCCAUCAGCUGCACCACUCCCCCACAGGCCUUCUGGACCAAACACUCUCAAACGGAAAUCAUCGAGGGAACAAGUAACCCCAGCUACCUGAGCAGCGUGGCCUUCUUCCAGGACUCUCUGAUCACUCAGCAGACCCAGGUCAAGCUCUCGGUGUACGACGUGAAGGAUCGCUCCCAGGGCACAAUGUACAUGCUCGGCUCAGCCAUGUUUUCCCUGAAGGAGCUCCUGCAGGACAAACACCACCGCCUGCACCUGACUCUCAGGUCGUCCGAGAACGAGCGAGUGGGCAACCUCACGGUCAUCGCCUGGCAGAUCGACGAGAAACGUGAGCAGAGGGCGCCGGUUGGCCGACUGCAGCGAGGAGACACCGUGAACGGAAGAAUGGUUCUUCCAGUCGACGAAAGCUUAACUGAAUCCAAAGGCGUCAAGUUCAAGUCUUCGUCGCUGUGUAAAGAUCCCCUGCUGAAGGCCGUUUUCGGAGGCGUCAUGUCGCAGAUGUACCGGUUCCCCACCACGGACGGCAAACAUCUCCGCGUCCUGGAGCAGAUGGCCGAGAGCGCGCUGUCCCUGCACAUCCCGCGACAGUUUGUCAAGCUGCUACUGGAAGAGGACGCCGUCAGGGUUUGCGAGCUGGAGGAGCUGGGCGAGCUGUCCCCGUGCUGGGAGAACCUCCGGAGGGAGAUCAUCACUCAGUACCAGACCAUCAUUCUCACAUACCAGGAGACCAUCAGCGACCUGCACGAGUACAAAGGACCAUCUUUUAAAUCGAGCACGCUGAAAGCCGAGCGGAAGUUAGAGUUCAUGCCGACCAACUUGCACAUCCAGAGGAUGAGAGUGCACGGAGAGUCCGGCUACGAUCACACAUACGACGUGGUGACGAACGGCGCACCCGCUGCGCACCAUCAAGGCUUCAAAGGUUGCGGCCUGAGGAAACUGCUGCAGAAGCUCGAAGAGGCCAGAAAACAGUCCACCGGACCGAAAGGAAUGGCGUACCAGCCGCAGGACGUCGUCAGAGCGAAGGAGCUGGUGGGCCAAAUUAACACGCUGAAGACGCAAGUGUGCUACUACAUCGAGUGCCUGACCAGAGCGGCCAAGGAGCGCUCGGCCAACGCGCUGGAGAGGACCUUGGCCAUCCUCAGAGACAAGACUCGUCAGCUGGUGAGCGUGUGCGACUCCAAGCUCCUGUCCUCGGCCAUCGUCGCCCUGGCCGGCGCCCGCCCGGAGUCCGCCCCGCGGGGCGGCUCGCCCACUUCGUCGUCCUCCCUCUCGCCUUCCUCGCGCUCGCCGUCACGCUCGCCGGCCCACCGCCCGCCAUCGCGGGCGGCCACCUCGCCCUCCCGCCUCGCCGCCCCCCCGGAGGGCGUCGACAAGCGCGCCUCCUCGCGGGCCGACUCGUACGGGGAGGAGUGGGAGAAGGUGUGGCUAAAUGUGGACAAGAGUCUGGAGUGUGUGAUCCUGAAGGUGGAGCAGCUACUGCGGGGGGAUCAGAUCCAGAGCGACAGCAGCUCCGAUGACGUGUUCGGGUUAGCCGCUGAGGACUCCAAAAACACCAAAAAAGGGGGCAGCCCUGAGCAGGAAAAAACAUCACCAGGGGAGUGGACCGAGGCCCUGCAGCCGCUGCUCGCCACGCUGAACGACUGCGCCUCGCUGAUGAGCGACAAAGCCAAGGAGGCCUUGGUGUUCCUCCUCAUGCAGGACAGCGCCCCCACCAUCGCCAUGAGCCUGACGUUGCAGUACCGCCGCGACGUCGUCUUCUGCCAGACCCUGACGGCUCUUGUCUGCGGCUUCGUCCUCAAGCUGAGGAACAGCCUCUGCGACUCGGGCUUCCUCAAGCAGCUCCACACCAUCGGCUUGCUGGUGCAGUACGAGAGCUUGCUCAGCACCUACGGUGAGGAGCUCGCCAUGCUGGAGGACACGAGCGUCGGCGUGAACGACCUGCGGAACGUCACCUUUAAAAUCACACAAGCGAGUACGGCCUUCAGCCCGGACACGCUGCCCGUCAUCACCGGGAACAGGAACGGCUUCAACGUCAGGGUCCCCAUCCCCGCCGCCAUUUUCGACACGCUGCCGCGGGAGUUCCAGAACGGCAUGCUGCUGCGCGUGCAGCCCGUCCUCUUCAACGUGGGCAUCAAUGAGCAGCAAACGCUAGCCGAGAAGUUUGGAGACACAUCUCUGCAGGAGGUCAUCAACGUCGAGAGCUUGGGCCGCCUCAGUUUGUACUACGACCACUUCACAGAGGUCCUGCCGGAAGACUGUCUUCCUCGCUCCCGCAGCGCCACCACUCUGCCCAGUCUGCUCCAACAGCUCAGCCGCAACGUCGACGCCAAGAAGAGCAAGAACGUGGAGAUUUUGUGGCAGGCGGCAGAGGCGUGCCGGCGCCUGAACGGCGUGCGCUUCACGAGCUGCAAGAGUGCCAAGGACCGCACGGCCAUGUCGCUGACCCUGGAGCAGUGUCACAUCCUUCAGCAGGAGCACGCCCUGGCGCCGCAGGUUUUCUACCAGGCGCUGGACUGUAUGCGCAGCGAGGGCUGCAGACGGGAGAACACCAUGAAGAACGUGGGAUGCCGCAAGUACGCAUUCAACUCGCUCCAGCUCAAGGCCUUCCCCAAACAGUAUCGCCCCCCGGAGGGCACGUACGGGAAAGUCGAGUCUUAACAAAAACGCCGACGACACACACAAACACACUGCAGUAGUUGUUGUGCUUAGUCACCGAUAAGCAGAUUCUUUUGCGUCCAAAGUCCACCGCACACGGCCAGACUACUGACACUUGUUUAUUAUUAUUAUUUUUUUUUUUUAUGUAAAAUGCCACAAAUGAUUCAUUUGCAAGGGAAAGCGGAGAUUGGGAGUUAGCUACACAAAAUGGUAAUAGCUGGGAAUUGAAUCUGAAUUUGAUUGCGUACUGGAAGCUCCCGUCGUGUGUCUCUUUUUACUUGCACGUCCGUGUCCGUUUGAGUCACCUGUUCAGUUCUCGGGACUUAAAAUUUUUUGGAGAGAGAUGGAAAAAAAAAAAUGAUUGUCGCAUUCAAGCAUAACCUGUCCUGUGCUUUCACAACACCUCCUCCGUCGCUGCCAUACACACAGCCCCCUUUGUAUCUAACUGUAUUAUAUAUAUAGGGACAGACGCUGCCGCUUUUAUUUUGAAAACUAUAGUUAUUUUGCUUGAAGCUUCUCAUGUUCACGUAUGUUAUUGUUAUCGAAAUUAUUGAGUACGUCACACGCACGCAGGCGGAGAUGGAUGGCAGAAGUGGCCGGUGAAUAAAAAGAUGGUCGUCUCCAAAAUUGUUGAGGAAAAUGAAAGUUGAAUGUGUGGCCUGGAAUGUUUAUUUCUUGUUGUUUUGUCUUUUAUUUACGUUUAGUUACAUAGUUGCAAAUAAAUAUUUAAAAAAAAUAAUGUCCAAGUUUGAAAAUGCAAAAUAUUGCAACCUCGAAUAGUAGAGCAAUUCUCAAUCAGGGUUAAAAUGGUCCAAAUUCACGUAAAUUGUUAAAAAGAAAUCACAUGUUUUAAUGACAAUAACAAUAUCUUUGCUUAUAAAUCUUAUAAUGAUAUUUGGUGAUAUUUGGCAAAACUAUCCACCUGUUACCAUUAAUGCAAAACUAGUUAUGGCAUUGGUUUCUUAUUAUUAGCUUGAUUAUUC
Syngnathoides biaculeatus (alligator pipefish) is the source of this 4119-nucleotide messenger RNA. RefSeq names its product inositol polyphosphate-4-phosphatase type I Aa (gene inpp4aa). Lineage: Eukaryota; Metazoa; Chordata; Actinopteri; Syngnathiformes; Syngnathidae. Bases 245 to 3139 code for a protein of 964 amino acids. Gene Ontology annotation, molecular function: phosphatidylinositol-3,4-bisphosphate 4-phosphatase activity. Gene Ontology annotation, cellular component: cytoplasm. The transcript has 23 exons. The record is from RefSeq and is a predicted model, not a curated record.